AUGUUGGAGAUGAACUGGAUCAUGUUGUUUGCUCUACCUAGUGAUGUGGUUUAUGCUCUAUGUGGUUUUGGUUUAAAUCAUGUGGUUCUUGCGAUCAAACAAUAUGUUCCGGUAACAAGGAUUUGUGAUUUAUGUGGUUCCUCCCUACGCUUCGCGCUCGCGACGCCGCGCUCUUCUCAUCUUUUCGUCGUCUUCCUCACUCCCCCCAUUUCUCUAGGAGGCCCCUCUAAACAACUAAACCCCCAUUUUCAUGGAUCACCCACCCUUCCCAUCCUGUGUCCCGACUAUCCGGCCCGGCCGACCCGGGAACACCCUGCGCCCCGGACACGCGGGCAAGGCGCCAGCGCGCCGGCAGCCCGCGCCGGCCCCGCGCGCGGCUCCCCCGGGCGCGCCGGGCGCCCCGGCCGAACCGCGGCCCCGCGGCACGGGGCGCGACCAGCGCGUGGAAAAGGGCGACCAAAGCGGCGGGACGGGCCAACGAGCCCAGCGGCGACGUGCCCAGCGGGACCAAGGGUCCAAGCGAAGCGGACGGGGACGGGGGGACCGCGCAAAAGCCAGGGCCGAGCGGCGAGCAGGAACCCGCAGGGCACCAGCGGCGCGCAGGGGCCCACAGGCAGAGCGAACAGCCACACCCCGGGCCCCGGUCCGCCGCCGAAGCGCCGCGCGGGGCCCCGCGCUCCCCGCCUUUCCCCCACGCCCGCCGGGCCCCGGCGCCGGCUAGGCGCCGCGGACGGGCCCCGCGCCGCAGGGCCCCGCGCCGCCGCCGGGCCCCCGCCGUGCCCCGCGCCGCCGCCGAGCGCCCCUCGGGCCCGCGCGCAGCCGAGCGCCCCGCAGGGCCCGCCCGUCCGGCAGAGCGCCCUGCCGGCCCCCGCCGGGGAACGCCCGCCGCCGAGCGCCGCUGCCCGCUCCCCGCCGAGUCUCCCCCUCGCGAGCGCCCCGCCGGGACGCCUGCGCGCCCAGCGUCCCCGCGGGUCCCCGCGCGCCCCGCCGGGUCCCCGACGCCGCGAAGAGCUCCCGCCCGACGGGCCCCGGCGGCGCCCAAGAGGACACCCGCCAGGGCCCCGCACGGAAUCAACGCCGCGCGCCGAGACCCCGGCCGGGCCCCCCAGCGGGGCCCCGAGCCGGCGACCGUGGCAACCAGCCGGGCAUCCGCGCAGCAGCCGAGCACCCGCCGGGGACAAACGAAGUCAGCGACGCAUCCGAGAGCCGAAGGGAAAAGAGCAUACGAAUAGACGAACACCACGACAGUGGACACGCCCCGGGAAGGGCAACUGCGCGCAGCCGAUACCACGCAGGGCCACGCUCAGCUCACUACGUGACACGGGCAGACUAACGAAUUCCCCUCCUGUCACCGACGCGACACGCCUGCAAAGCGCAUCCGAAGAUCGACCCGCCUGUCACAGGAACCGCAGGAAAAAGCGAAGACGACGAGCGACAAGCAGGGACACCUCUCCUAAGCGAGACCCCCCGCAGGGAAACAGAGAAACCGCGAGGCUCCCCCCCUCUAGUCACUCCGUGCAGCCUCUAUAUUACUAG
Molecule: messenger RNA, 1536 nt
Organism: Penaeus indicus
Lineage: Eukaryota; Metazoa; Arthropoda; Malacostraca; Decapoda; Penaeidae
Product: basic proline-rich protein-like
Exons: 3
Coding region: 1-1536 (511 amino acids)
Source: RefSeq, a predicted model, not a curated record